AUUUAAAUCUUCCGUCUGCAUUUUUGCUUCCCCCCCCCCAAUUUCUUCUCCAUCCAUCACAUCCUCCAAAGGCUGCAAUGACGGAUAUUGAGCGGGUUUCCAGCAGUUCCAUAACUAUGAAGGGAGGGGAGGAUAGUCAGUCCUCAAAGUCAUCGAUUGAUGUUGGACAGGAGCAUCUGGCCCGAGUGACUCCUCCCAGUGAGUCUUAUGAAGGAUAUCAUCGGUUUGAUCCCACGGCGUCAUGGACAGCCAGAGAGGAGAUAAGAGUGGUCUGGAAGACAGACUUCAUGCUGCUGACAGUGAUUUGUCUCAUGUUUUUUGGCCUCCAGCUUGACCGGGGAAAUCUGUCCAAUGCCUUAACGGACAAUUUUUUGAAUGACCUCGGCUUGACCACCAACGACUAUAACAAUGGUACAACUAUCCAACUUGUCUGUUUUCUAGCUGCCGAAUUCCCGGUACAGCUUCUCAUCAAACGCUUUGGAUUCAGAAGGGUCUUGCCCCUGAUGAUGCUUGGGUGGAGUUUGGUCUCAUGGACCCAAGCCUGGAUAUCCGGACGUAAUUCAUUCUACGUGACGCGUGCGCUGAUCGGGGCCUUCGAGGGCGGAUUUAUCCCUGGAACUAUCUUGUUCGCAACCUACUUCUACAAAACCAGGGAGCUCUCUGUGCGACUGGCCUUUCUUUGGUCAACAUUAAAUGUUGCGCGUAUCGUUUCUUCUCUUCUUGCGGCUGGAAUCCUCGAGAUGAGAGGCGUCCGGGGAAAGCCCGGCUGGUUCUGGCUCUUCCUCCUUGAUGGACUUAUCACCUUUGUCAUCGGCUUGAUUGGCUUCCUCUACCUCCCCAGUUCCCCGACGAACACCAAAAGUAUCAUAUAUCCCCGGGCAUGGUACUCAGAACGGGAGGAGGUCAUUAUGGUCAACCGGCUUCUUCGCGACGAUCCAUCCAAAGGCCUCACCGGCAUCCACGAAGCCGCCACAGUUCGAGAUGUCAUUGACGCCUGGAGCGACAAAUCUAUGUGGGGGCUAUACUUGAUCGGCCUGAUUGCCUAUAUUCCUCAGACUCCGGUCCAGGCAUACCUUUCCCUCACACUCAAACGGCUCGGCUUCUCGACUUUCGAUUCCAACAUGCUAUCUAUCCCAUCUGCUGUACUUCAAAUCAUCCUGAUGAUUGCUCUAUCAAAGAGCAGUGAAUAUUUCGAGGAGCGCACAUUCCACUGCCUGUUUGGUGAAUUUUGGUCGCUGCCGUUGUUGGCUGCAUUGCUCGCCAUUCCUGCCCAGGGAUAUAACUGGCCCCGGUUCGCCAUUACUACCUUAAUAUCGGGAUAUCCUUAUUUCCAUCCUAUUGUUUCGGCAUGGAUCUCUGAAAAUACUUUUGACGUAAAGAAGCGAGCGAUCACGGCUGCCACAUAUAAUGUCAUUGUCCAGGUUGGAGCUGUGAUAUCUUCUCAAAUCUACCGCAGUGACGACGCGCCGUACUACUACCGGGGGAACAAAGUUCUGAUUUCUGUCUGUGCCCUUGCGAUUGUAGUUUUCGUGAUUCAGCGAGAGCUUUUGCGACACCUAAACCGCCAGAAGGAACGCAAAUGGGAAGCCAUGUCUCAAGAGGAACGCAUGGUGUAUCAAUCAGAUCUUGCAGAGCGCGAAAAGGAGGGAAACAAACGUCUGGAUUUCCGCUUUAAAUAUUGA
Aspergillus ochraceoroseus IBT 24754 is the source of this 1682-nucleotide messenger RNA. Its product is annotated as putative MFS transporter. Bases 78 to 1682 code for a protein of 534 amino acids. Gene Ontology annotation, biological process: transmembrane transport. The transcript has 7 exons. Gene Ontology annotation, molecular function: transmembrane transporter activity. The record is from RefSeq and is a predicted model, not a curated record. Gene Ontology annotation, cellular component: membrane. NCBI's taxonomy places the organism in Eukaryota, Fungi, Ascomycota, Eurotiomycetes, Eurotiales, Aspergillaceae.